Amphimedon queenslandica is the source of this 5909-nucleotide messenger RNA. RefSeq lists its product as uncharacterized. Gene Ontology annotation, molecular function: cysteine-type endopeptidase activity. Gene Ontology annotation, biological process: proteolysis; meiotic chromosome separation. Lineage: Eukaryota; Metazoa; Porifera; Demospongiae; Haplosclerida; Niphatidae. The record is from RefSeq and is a predicted model, not a curated record. The transcript is spliced from 15 exons. Bases 39 to 5819 code for a protein of 1926 amino acids. Gene Ontology annotation, cellular component: cytoplasm; mitotic spindle; nucleus.
GGUCACGUGGUACAUUAAGGGCGGGAAAAUAGAAAAAGAUGGCGGGAGAGAAUAUUAUUCUUUUAAUCUCUAAGGACGAAAUCACAGAAGAACUGGCCUCUGAGAUGAAGGGCUACCUUUAUCCUUUAAAAUCUUCCAAGAAACAGAAGAAAAAAGCAGAAGAUGAUACAAAGGACAUAUUAAAAUAUCAAGACUUUGUCAUUAAAGCCUUAGGCACUAUUGUUAAGGUUCUCCCUCAAUCCUCUCAUCCUCUCUUGCUGCUAAAAAUGGCUGAAGACUCUGUCUCUUUCUUCAAUACGUCGGUAACAACAAACAAAGCCUCUUCUAACCUUUUCUACAAAUAUAACACAAUACUUAUCCACUUGUCAAAGAAAUCAAUCAAUUUUCUCACAGGCAAGGACCCCUCUCUUGCUGAUAGAGCUAUGGACAUUAUACAAUCAACACUGCAUGGUUUGUAUACUCAGUUGGCCAAUGGCUUUAUUCAGCAUGAGAGAGAAGCACUGAUAAAAGGGACGGCUUGUGUCCUGUGGAACGCAGCAUCAAAAUGGUCAUCAAUCCCGAGUAAAAUAGAAAGAGUUUUGAAUGUGUGUCGUCUCUCGAUUGAAUGUUAUUUCUUGCUACCCUCUCAUGUUUCUUCCGGAUUAGAAAAAGCCCUCAUUAUUGACAAGCAGUAUCGUGCAGCUGUCAAUAAAAAUAAUUCCGAGUCUCGAUUGUCCCUGUCCUGUUUUCAUGUCUCUCUACUAACUAAUCCUGACCUUCUCCUCUCACUGGAAGGUUCUUCUCCAUUAGACUGUCAAGCAAUACUCCACAUCAUCCUUUGGCUAACUCUUGGCAGUUUGCCUAGUUGUGCUUUGAAGAAUAGUAAAGAAGUCAAUAAGUUUAUUGAUAUGAUCCAGAAAACACUUAAAAGGCACAGCAAGAUUUGUAAGAGUAAUGACCAUACACUUGUAAAAGUACUUGUAUCUCUCCAUCAGUUAGCAACUGCUAGUAUAUCUCAAUCUCACCAGAUUAAUUCCUUACUGAUUCGCUCUUUCCCUCCCUCUCUUCUCUCUACUGUUGAUCUAAGUCUUCUCUCACCAAACCAGCUCAUGUUUGUUGCUGAACUUAUCCAAUCCAGUUUAUUAGAGAUGAAGAAUUUGAAAUGGACUUCUCCGUUAUCUGCAGAAGCCUUUUCUUCUCUGAAUAUAAUACUACAACUUUGCUGUCAAUGUCUGGAGGGUCUGAUUAAAUCAUUCAGUGUAUCUCUGAUAAGAAGCAAGCAGGCAAUAACUUAUGGUAUAGUGAUGGAUAUACUGAUGGCCAGUCUGAGGCAGCCAUCUUAUGAUACUAAACUCAUUUCUCGGUGUCUUCCUUUAGUUGAGAGCUUGCGUGAUCUUUUAAAAACUGUGCAACUUCCAUUGCUUGAGGAUCGUGAGGAAGUAGCUACCUACAGUUUCAAUUUUGGCUUGGCACUCUAUCAGAGUAAAUGUUACACUGAAGCUGCUCCAUUGCUGAAAGUCGCCUGCGAAGAGUAUCUUUAUUGCUCUAAAGAGUCUGAAGAUUUCGAGGAAAAGAUAAUUGAAGUUAAAUUAUUUAUGAAAUACACCUUGCUAGUCGAGUGCCUUGUAGAGUCAGGAGACUUUGCCUCCUCAGUGAGGACCAUUGAAGAAAUGUUGAGGACAAUUUAUGAUAAUAAAAUCAAUAAUAAGACAAUAAUAUUGACAUGCUUGAACCAAUUUAUUACAUGCAAGUGUCACUUGAGGGCUUCAACCAAUUUUAAUGAGGAAUCUCUUUUAUCAAGGUCAUCCCUUGAUUGGUUGGAGUCCAGUCCUGAUAAUAAACUCAAAUUCCUAUAUUUAUCCCAAGAGCUCGAGGCCUCCCAGUCAUUGAUGCAAGACACAAGAGACUGGCAGUUGUCUCUCACUCUACAGCUCCUAGCACUUGAAGAGAACAAGAGAUCCCAUUAUUAUGCCUGGCUACUUAUAAAGCAAGCAAGUCUUUCUCAUAGUCUUCAGUCCACUGAUAGUCAGGGGUCACCAUCUGAUGUGCUCAGUAAAGCUAUAGUGUUACUGAAAUCAUUACAAGAUAGUGUUGACAGCAGGUGUAUGAGUAGUGAUCUGUUAGGAUUGGCAUAUUUAUGGAGGGGGAUUUUCAUGCAUUCAAGUUGUAUGAGUAAGUCGGAAUCAAUCAUGUCAUUAAAGGCCAAUCGAGAUCUUUAUGAUGUUUUGGGCGUUAGUAUAGAUCAUUGGAGCAAAGUUUUGAAUCACAUUGAUAAUAUAAGAAAAGAUUCACUAUCUGUCAAGAAAUGCUUUCUUAAUUUCUCUUCGACCCUCCAUCAUUUAGUGUUGUUCUCUUCAUUCACUAAUGGGCUGCUCUUCCACAAGCUAACCCUCAGGCUACUUGACCUAAUCAUCACUCUCUCGGAUCGCUUCUCCACUGCCUCUAGUCAUGAAUCGUUAUAUCAGUCACUAGCUAAGAAGGCAAUGCUAUUGCUGUAUGAGAAUGGACUCCACUCUAUCAGUCCUGAGCUAAAAUCUAAACUGGAGAAGACGGAAGUAAUGGAAUAUUCGAGGGAACAGGAGGAGGUCUGUGUUGCUCAGCUGGAGUGCAAAUUAGCUCUGGCCGCCAUAUUUAUACAAAAUGGAGAGUUAAAUGAUGCUCUUAGUUUAUUUAAAGUUAUUCUAUCACAUCCAGUCCUCACUCACUCCAGGUCUUUUGUCCACCACUUCCUCUCCUCAGCAGCUACUCUACUAUCCUUACUCCUCACCACUACUAAUUACAGACCACCUAUAAAAGAAGUAAAUGAGAUCCUCUCAUUUAUACUUCAUAGUAAAAACGGUCAUUGUGAUUAUAAAGACUGUGAUUGUGAUCAUAUUAGAACAGGGUUAUUCAAAUUGACUGAUUUUGAGCUAUCUUUUCACGCUCGUAAACUCACACAUGGUCUUGUGUCUUUGCUAAUGUCGUCAUAUUCUCCUAACUCUACCAAACCUAAUCUUUCAGAGACUGGAGAAGAUAAUGUGAUGGUACCAGAGUCUCACUUACUGGCGUCCCCUCCCUCCAAGGCCUGGGGACUAUUCUCUUCUCUUUUAUCCAAUGCUUAUAGUCUCUCUGGUCAGUAUCUCUCUCGUGGGUUGAUCAAUGAGUCGUUGCUUUAUGCUAAAGAAGGACUGGAACUGGCUAAGAAACUUCAGUUGUUGUAUUGGACUACCAAGUUUACCAUUCACAUGGCUAAGAUUAGCAUAACAUCAGCUGAUGUAGCUGCUUCCAUUGAGCACAUCCAAACAGCUACAGAAUUAAUGGGACUUGAGAAACAGACCAUCAUACCCUCCACUAGUAAAGAUGUGAAAUCAGUCGGGGAGUCAGUACCAGAUACUGCUACAUCAAGCACCAGGUCGGUCAUUCGUAAACCUCAGUCUGCCACUAAAGCUAAAUCAAAGAUUGAUUUCAAACCGAUAGCAAGAGCUACUAGGACUCCAGCGACUAGAAGAUCGACCCGGUCUCGUGUGAAGGCUUCUGAGACUGCAACCCCUUUGCAUCGUAGUACCAGAACUGAGUCUGUUAGUGUGCCCCAGUCUGGUGGCAUUGUUAAUCAACUCUGUGAUGGUAUUGAGGUCCUAUCUCUUGGAUCUCCAGGCAUUACUUCGGAUUGUCAUCAUCAGUUUUUGAUAGUCACACUCUCACUAAUCGUCUCUCAGUAUCAUUUGCUGAAUAAAGACACUAGUAGUUGUUUAUCAGUCCUGGACAGUAUUGCUAAACUGUUGAGUGAUUUAAGAGAAGAGGUGGGCAUCGAGUUGAUCCUACCUCAUGAAAUAGACUCACUUCGUUUAAGAAGUAAAGCACUCCUUGACUUGGGCAGUUUCACUGAGGCUAAAGCUCUUGAACGAAACAGACUUCUUCAGUCUUCCUCUCUCUCUCGCUGGAUGCACCUACCAGCCAUCAGGCUCCCUUUAGCAGGAUUGUAUUAUAAUAUCUCCAUUGCAACGAUUGAGCUAUUUCCAUCCAUCCAGGCUGAUGGUAUUUAUUCUAAUAACUUUAGAACUAGCUCACGGGCUGAAGAAAAGGCACCUCCCGUAGUGACACAAAAGAAGAGAAGAGUGAGAAGGAUUACUGACAGCGACGAUGAUGAUGAAGAGGAGGAAGGAGGAGAGAAGGAGCUUUUAGGGUUUGCAAUAUCUCAGAGUUUGAGACCAGUCUUGUCAUAUUUGCUGUUAGCUUAUCAGCUCCUUAUGCCAGUGACUCUCUCUUGUCCUCUUGUGAGGGACCUCUAUCAAUCACUGGGUCACGUCUUCUCUGUGUUACAUGUUGAAUUAUCGGCUCAUUUCUUUCUACUCUCCUCCUCUGUCUCUCUCGAGCAGGAAGCAGUGUACUGGUUUGGAAGGAGAAUCAGAAAGGAAAAUGGACACAGCCUCAAAGUGAUAUUAUCAGAGAUGGUAUCAACCAUAACCACCACCACCAGCAGUAGUGCCCCAGCCCCACCAUCACUCUCACCUCUAAUAAAGGCUCGUUCUAUGCUCCACCCAUUGCCCCACCCACUACCACUGGACUACACGAGGAACAUGAGAGGGAGCCUACCAGAGGAUUGGGUAUACUGUCUAUGCACACUGACAGAGAGGGCCGGAGGGAAGAGGGUUCUGGUCAUCAUUAGAAUUAAAAAUAACCAAGAUCCCAUAGUGGUUAAAAUCCCCCUGGGGGCCACAACUCAGCAGGAGCAGCAGCCAGGUGAUGAGGGAGUAACAUGUGAUCAAUUAGAGUCAAAGUUCAAUGCUGUAAUGAGUGAGAGUGUGUCAACUAGUGGAUUGACUGAUAGGACAGUUUGGUGGGGUGAGAGAAUAAAACUAGACAAGCAGUUACAGGAUUUAGUAGUUAAACUCGAAUCGGUAUGGUUGGGUCAUUGGAAGUUAUUAUUACUACCAACUCCGCCUCUCUCUUCCUCUCUCUCCCCUCUCUCCUCUCUGCUGUCUGCUAAUGGUCUCUCCUCCAGUACUGCAUGGGCUGAGGUUCUUGUCGCUGGUAAGAGAACGCUCGGUUACAGAGAAUUUGAUCUUGUUCUGUCGUCACUCUUAGACAAGAGGAAAAGAAAUAAAGGAGAGAUAGAAAAGGCUAUUGAAGAUUGUGUGAGACAUAGUAACAGCACUUCCUCUCCUGUCAUCCUCUCAUUAUCUAAAUCCCUUCAUUCCCUUCCUUUUGAAAACAUCCCUCUACUCAGAAACCAGCUGGUGACACGCAUACCCUCCCUCCAAUUCCUAUGUGCUGGCCUCACCCUUCAGACUGAGAGAGGCCAGUCUGGCAUUAAUCCAAGCAGUACGUACUACGUUAUCAAUCCUAGUGGGGACCUCAAGAGAACUCAGGAAGUAUUUGCCGAUUGGUUUGAGAGGGAAGUUGGUUGGACUGGCGUAAUCGGGAGGCGUCCUUCCACGGAUGAGUUCAUUAGCGGAUUAAAGGAUCAUGAUACAUUCAUAUACUGUGGACAUGGAAAUGGAAGAGAAUAUUUAGGAAAGAAUCAGAAAUUGCAGGAUUUGCAUACCAAGGCCACUGUUUUGCAAAUGGGCUGCAGCUCGGGCAAACUUAAGAGUGUUGGCAAUCUUGAUCCUCAUGGAAUGGCUCACAAUUUUCUAAUAGCAGGAUGUCCGUUCCUUGUUGCCAAUCUUUGGACAGUUACUGAUGGCGAUAUCGACCGCUUUUGUACUACACUAGUAAAGAAAGGACUCUCUACCAAGAGGAAGCAGAGAACCACUCAUGAUGAACUUUUGUGCAGUUUAUCUGAAGCUCGUGACAGCUGCAAAUUGAAAUAUUUGAUUGGUGCCAGCCCUGUAGUUUAUGGGCUGCCACUAACUAAAUAGGAACUAUGGAACUAUCAUUAUCACAAUGUUUCAUGAAUAAUAAUGAUUUGUUACUAUUUUUAGUUCACUAAGGACAUUCAUCACAUUACA